Anarrhichthys ocellatus (wolf-eel) is the source of this 2664-nucleotide messenger RNA. RefSeq names its product polymerase (DNA-directed), delta interacting protein 2 (gene poldip2). The transcript has 11 exons. Gene Ontology annotation, biological process: error-free translesion synthesis. Gene Ontology annotation, molecular function: DNA binding. NCBI's taxonomy places the organism in Eukaryota, Metazoa, Chordata, Actinopteri, Perciformes, Anarhichadidae. Bases 24 to 1145 code for a protein of 373 amino acids. Gene Ontology annotation, cellular component: nucleus; mitochondrial nucleoid. The record is from RefSeq and is a predicted model, not a curated record.
CCUGCUCUCCGGCUGUUGUAAAGAUGGCGGCCUGUGCGUUACGCCGAGGCUUGCUGAGCACCGUCAGUAAAUACAACAAGAAGCACACACACAGAAUACUGAGCGUCAUUGACGGCAGCAGUGGGUCCGAGGUGUUCAGACCGCGGGUUCAAUGCCGGACCUGCGCUCUGCCCGUCCAACAGAGGCGGUUCAUGACGUCACGGCCCGAAGGGAAGAUUUUGGAGACGGUGGGAAUGUUUGAGGCUGUGAAGCAGCACGGAAAAUAUGAAACUGGACAGCUGUUUCUUCACAGCGUGUUUGGCUACAGAGGCAUCGUGUUGUUUCCUUGGCACGCCCGACUCUACGACAGAGACAUCACGCCUCCCUUGACCGAGAGCAAACCUGAUCCUCCGGGAGCCCACGGCUCCAAGGAGGUGAAGGGGAAGACUCACACCUACUACCAAGUCCUGAUCGACACCAGGGACUGCCCUCACAUAUCUCAGAGGUCCCAGACGGAGGCAGUGACGUUUCUGGCCAACCACGACGACAGCAGAGCCCUGUACGCUAUCCCAGGUCUGGACUACGUGAGCCACGAAGACAUCCUGCCCUACAACUCUGCAGAGCAGAUCCCAAUCCAGCACGAGCUGUUUGAGCGCUUCCUCAUGUUCAACCCGGCCAAAUCUCCUCCGUUCACAGCCAGAGACACCCUGAAGGCGUGGCAGGAGAAGAACCACCCCUGGCUGGAGCUCUCGGACGUCCACAGGGAGACCACAGAGAACAUCCGGGUCACCGUCAUCCCCUUCUACAUGGGCAUGAGGGAGGCCCAGAACUCCCAUGUCUACUGGUGGCGCUACUGCAUCCGUCUGGAGAACAUGGGCAGCGAGGUGGUCCAGCUGAGAGAGAGACACUGGAGGAUCUUCAGCCUGUCAGGAACCCUGGAGACGGUCCGAGGACGAGGAGUCGUAGGCCGGGAGCCGGUGUUGUCUAAAGAGCAGCCGGCCUUCCAGUACAGCAGCCAUGUGUCUCUACAAGCCCCCAGCGGUCACAUGUGGGGGACGUUUCGCAUCGAGAGGACCGACGGCUCCCACUUCGACGUCCGCAUCCCUCCCUUCUCCCUGGAGAGCAACAAAGACGACAAAGCGCCCCCCGCUGGCUACACAUUCUAACUGCGAGUAGUCGCCUCCCACCUGCAGGGGGCCCCGCCUCCUCGUCUGGAACAGCUUGUCAGGUGCUGCAGAGGGAAAAUAUAGCGUUUAAUAGAUCAUCCAGCAGAGAGACGUCAUCGAUUAACUGACAUGAGGUGGAGACAUUAUCGACAGUUCAAGAGACACGACGCAGAGAAGAGAGAGAGGGAGGAAAGGAGGGGGGAGGGAGGGAGAUAUUUUGUUUUUUAUUAUCGAGGGAAUCUUUCCUGCUGGGUUCAUGAAAAGAGCAACUGCAACCGAGCUUCCACCUCCAGUUGGAUACUUCCAGUCUAACAUGUUACUUUCUCCUCCGAGAUGUUCUCGUUUGAAUUUAUACAAACGCACGACUCGUAGCUUUCAUCCCGACCCGGUUUAUGUUUCUCAUCAUACGUCCAUCACGGUUUAGUUGCGUCAGGUUGACUUAUGAGCUGCUUAUUGUGUGCAAGUUAUGUUUAUUUACAACAUUGAAGCACACUGGAUGGAAUCCGUCACAUCAACAGAAAAGACUCGUCAGAAUUAAACCAAAUGUCUGAUUUAAAACGUAAUAUAUUUUAUAUAUUUACCUUCGUGUGGUUUAGUGGAUCUCUGGCAGCAGUUAUAACUUCUACAGUCUGUGUGAGGAGGUCUGUCUCCCUCAUCAGCUCCUUUCUCAGGUACAGUACAUACUUUAUAGUUGUACUUUUAGUUCUCUGAUAAAAACGCUGAUUACAUGUUUAGUGAUCACACAAAGAGACAACUUGGUUUUUAGACGCUUUAGGAACAAAAGGUGUUAAAAAUCUACAUCUGAGUAAAUAUUCUACAGGAUGUUCAACCUUUUAGUUUCUUUAUGAUGCAUUUAAUUCUUUACAGAUUACAGUUUGUGGCGUUUUGUCGGUUACACUCGUCGUCUUCUUGCUUCUUCACGGUUCCUUUUGUUUGUUCGUCUUCUGGGGUUUUAGAGAAUAAAACAAAGAACAAUACAGAGUAUAAACAAAGCCUUAAAACACGUCACAUCUUCACCUCACACUGACUCAAUGCAACGUAUAAAACCAGUAAAGGGAGUGAUUAUGUAAUUAUAAUUUAUAGUGUUUAGAUCAUCCAUAAUUCCAUCUUCUGUGACUCAAUGCUGUAAAAGAUCAAACUAACAACUCAAGGAUGGGGGGGGGGGGGGGGCUUUCCUUUUAUAAGCAGUGAACUGUAAAUGUUGACAAAGAAAAGAAUCUUUCGUUUGCCGUAAAGAAGGUGAGAUUCAGCUCUUAGUUAAUAACAAAUGCAGCAACCAUGAAGUCAUUAAAGCAAGCCGAAGUUAAGAGGUUUGUGUUUUAAAGCAGACGGAGGGGUUCGUCCUGGAUGUCGUUGCUUUUUAAUCUGUUGACGUCUCUCCGGUUAACGAGAGGAAAGAAACUAAACAUCGUUUUUGUUUCGAUAAGUGAUUUGAAGCAACUGGUGGUUGAAAUGCUACUGUAAAUAGAAAUGUAAUUAAAGGCAAAACAAACAAAUAAUAAACCUUUUUUGAAAAGUA